AUGCAAGGAGGAUUAUAUAAUGAUAUUCUUCGUUCGAAGAAUAUAACUUCAAUUAUUCCUACAGAUAAUAUUUGUGACAAAAUCGAAGAUUUAAUAAAAAAUGAAAUAAUUCCAUCACAAAUAAAUUCAACAACAGUAGAAGAUAUUCAAAAGGAUAUACAAAAAUAUGAUUGUGAUGCGAUUAUUCUUGGAUGUACAGAAUUACCUAUUGUAUAUAAUGAAGAUAAUCUUGGAAAACCCGUUGUUGAUACAACUCGUUUACUUGCUCACUAUGCUUUACAACUCGCAACUGAAGAAAAUUCUUCAUCGAAAUAA
This is a messenger RNA of Adineta steineri, 315 nucleotides long. The record is from the annotation of a GenBank genome assembly. NCBI's taxonomy places the organism in Eukaryota, Metazoa, Rotifera, Eurotatoria, Adinetida, Adinetidae.